Molecule: messenger RNA, 745 nt
Organism: Chara braunii
Lineage: Eukaryota; Viridiplantae; Streptophyta; Charophyceae; Charales; Characeae
Source: the annotation of a GenBank genome assembly
GCUGACGCGGGUGUCUGUUCGAACAAAAUCUUGUUCAAACCCGCAGUAGGAGCGGUCUAUUUAUUUAUUUAUUUCUAUUCUUUUUGAAACGUCUCACUACUGCUCUUCCUUUGAAACGCCUGACCAUUGCGUCAAUGCCCUCUAGCUCCGAUUGCCGCCAAAUGCGGACGGACAGAAGAGCUUAUGCCUAUUGUACGGACACUCAUCGCCAUCGGGGAUGAAUGGCAGCGAGGGCAGGUGGUGAAAGCGGGAUCUCUCGUCCCAGCAGGAAAGGAAGGCAGGUGUGCGAGUGGAUCUUGUGCGCUCCUCCAUCGCGGGACGUACAUCCAUAUCCAUCCGGCCGAUCUUGCCAGAUCUCGGAGGAGGAGGGGGAGAGGAGGAGGAGGAGGAGGAGGAAGAGAAGAGGAGUACCAGAAGCGUGAGGAGGAGGAGGAGGAGGAGGAGGAGGAGGAGGAGGAGGACGAGACGCACGAGGAGGAGCAACAGAAGCAGGAGGAGGAGGAGGAGGAGGAGGAGGAGGAGGAGGAGCAGCAGAAGCAGGACGAGGAGGAAGAGGAGUACCGGAAGCGUGAGGAGGAGGAGGAGGAGUACCGGAAGCAGGAGGAGCAGGAGAAGGAGGAGGAGCAUAAGAAGCAGGAAGAGGAGCAGGAGCAUCAGCAGCAGGAGGGGGAGGAGGAGGAGGAGGAGCUGCAUCAGCACAAGGACUAGGAGGAGGAGGAAGAGAAGCAACAAGAGGAAGAGCAGC